AACUUUAUAUAUAAGAUUAUUAUUUUUUUUUAAAAAAAAGUAAAAUUUGAAGAACAAUAAAUUUUUAAUUUAAAGUUGUUAAAAAAGUUUAUUAAUUAUUUUCUAUAAAAAUAUAGCAAGAAAUUUCAUAAAAACAGCGUUUUUAAUAUUCUUAAAAGACAUGAAAAAGCGCACGACUUUAUUUUACUUAAAUAUUUUUUUUUAAUUAAAAAAAACUAAUUUAUGCAAACAUGAAAAUAAUUAAAUAUUGCUUUUAAGCGCCAAUAAUAAAAAUUACAAUGAUUAAAAACCUAAUUUGAAUAACACAAUGCAUUAUUAACACGAAAGAUCAUAUAAUUGACGCAUUUCAGAUAUCCUACAAAAUAAAGUCCCAAAUAACUCAAAGAAUAAGUACGACAGUG
Molecule: messenger RNA, 401 nt
Organism: Ichthyophthirius multifiliis
Lineage: Eukaryota; Ciliophora; Oligohymenophorea; Hymenostomatida
Exons: 1
Source: RefSeq, a predicted model, not a curated record